Psylliodes chrysocephalus is the source of this 2519-nucleotide messenger RNA. The record is from the annotation of a GenBank genome assembly. Lineage: Eukaryota; Metazoa; Arthropoda; Insecta; Coleoptera; Chrysomelidae.
GAAAUUUGACAAGCGCAUUUUGAAUUUUAUUUGACGUUGCCGAUUGCCGAUCCCCCGAUCCUUUAAUUUUACGUCCACGCGUGUUAAAAUGGCGAAAAAGAAAGCAGACGAUAAAAAUAAUCCAAACGAUGAUGAUACUAAAAAUGAAAGUGAUUAUUCCUCUAACGAGGAAGAACCAAACUUCAGCGAUCCCGAAGGAUAUGUCGAUGACGUCUCCGAUGAAGAGCUGGUAGGGGAUAUUUUGAAGACAAAACCUAAGGAGACUGAUGGCGUAGAAAGCGUUAUCGUUGUAGAUGGAGUUCCCCAAGUGGGUCCCAACCGUAUUGAAAAGUUAAAAUCUGUUAUAAAUAAAAUAUUCGCAAAAGCAGGCCCUAUAGUGAAUGAAUAUUAUCCAGUUAACCAAGAAGGUCAUACUAAGGGUUAUAUUUUUAUUGAAUAUCCAUCACCAGCUCAGGCUGUUGAAGCUGUAAAACUCACCAACAACUUGAAACUUGAUAAACAACAUACAUUUCAAGUAAAUCUUUUUACUGAUUUUAACAAAUAUGAACAGAUUCCAAAUAAGUGGGAGCCCCCAGAACCUCAGCCGUAUCAGGGUCAGGCUGAUAUGCACUAUUAUUUAUUAGAUCCUGAUGCAUUUGACCAAUUUGCUGUUGUAACAGCUCAAGGCCAGACAGUGCAAAUAUGGCAAAACACCCAACCUGAUCCAUCAACUGUUGAAGUGAGAAGUAACUGGACUCACUCAUAUAUAAAAUGGUCACCACUUGGUACCUUUCUGUCAACUUUUCAUAAGUUAGGUAUAGCACUUUGGGCAGGUCCUAAGUUCACUCAAUAUAAGAAGUUUGCACAUGUCAAUGUCCAAUUUAUUGACUACUCGCCAUGUGAAAGAUAUCUUGUAACUUAUUCGCCCCAAGGUGAUCCCCAUAAUCCUGAGCAGAAGAGGAUUAUUAUAUGGGAUAUCAGAACUGGUCUUGAGAAACGUUCUUUUCAACCUGAAGGCCCCACUGCCUGGCCAAUAUUUCGUUGGUCUCACGAUGAUAAGUACUUUGCAAGAAUAGGCUCAAACAAUGAUGCUCUCCAAGUGUACGAAACACCUUCUUUUGGUCUACUGGACAAGAAAUCCAUCAAGAUCAAUGGUAUCAGAGACUUCAAUUGGUCACCAACUGACAAUGUGGUUGCCUACUGGGUUGCUGAAGAUAAAGAUGUUCCUGCUAGUGUAACUUUACUAGAGUUACCCAAUAGGAAUGAGAUUAGAAAGAAGAACUUAUUUAAUGUAGCUGACUGUAGAAUUCAUUGGCAAAAGUCUGGAGAUUACCUCUGUGUCAAAGUAGACAGGUACUCUAAGGUUCGUAAAGAGAAAAAUGAAACAAAAUACUCAGGUAUGUAUUGUAAUUUUGAAGUAUUCCAUAUGAGAGAAAAGCAAAUACCUGUGGAUAGUGUUGAAUGCAAGGAACCGAUACAAGCUUUUGCAUGGGAACCAGUUGGCUCCAAAUUUGCAAUGAUUCAUGGUGAAUCGCCAAACAUCAAUGUCAGUUUCUAUGAGGUUAGAAUGGGUCAAGCUCCCAUUAUCUUAAAGAAAUUUGAAAAAAGAGCAUGCAACCACUUGUUUUGGUCACCUGGCGGACAAUUUAUCGUUUUGGCUGGUCUCGGUUCUAAUGGAGGAGGCUCUUUGGAAUUUGUUGAUACUCAUGAGUUUCUAAUCAUGAACACCACUGACCAUUUCCAAAUGUCAGAUGUUGAGUGGGAUCCCAGCGGAAGAUAUGUCGUGACUGGAGUUUCAUUUUGGAAAACCAAAGUUGAUACAGGAUAUUGGAUUUGGUCGUUCCAAGGAAAGAUUCUCAAACGUAUAAACUUGGAAAAAUUCGCUCAAAUUCUAUGGAGGCCCCGACCAUCUACUUUGCUGACCGAAGAGAAACAAAAGGAAAUUAAGAAAAACCUUAAGAAGUAUUAUCCUCAGUUCGAGAGCAAGGACAGGAUGAGGCAAUCGAAGGCUUCUAAAGAACUCAUUGAGAAACGUGCUGCUCUUAUGGAUAAAUUUAGUACAUAUAGAAAUCAGCAUAUUCAAGAAUAUUUGGAAAAUAAGGAGAGACGUUUACAACUCAGAAACAAUGUGGACACAGAUGAACUUGAUGCUGAUUCCGAAAAUGUGGAGGAGGAAAUUGUAGAAUUCUUUAUUAAAGAGGAAAUCAGCAUAAUAGAUUAAAAUAAUUUGUGAAAACGGUUAUUCCCUGCAUAUGUUUUGUUUGUAACAUAUACGGGGAGAUUAUAAGUAAAACGUCAAAUCGCAUCUAAAUAUUGUUUCAGUUUUAUUUUUAUUUUGGACACUGAUAAAUACAUUUGUUAUUACAUUGUCUUGUCCAUAAUAAUAAGGUUUUUAUAUUUUUGACACGCGCCGUUAAUUAGACUUCAUGUAUAUUGUUAUCAGACUUCUUGUGGUUAGAAAAAUUAAAUAUUUCAUAAGAAAAUUUGUCUGUUAUAAUUAUUUAUCUGCCCAUAUUUUUAAAAACUGGAGCUGUAAUAUU